UCAGGGAAGAGAGUAGUAAGAUUGGUCAGUCAUGUUGAUUGGGUGUUUGAGUUUUAUGCGCACUGUAUGUUACGUGUGUAGUUAUUCAGUUGUAUUUCUUCCCACUAAAAAAAAUCAAGGGUCAGGGAUUUUGCUCUUCUACAAAGGCAAUGAAGGCAUCUGCACUUCUUCAUCCCUACUGGCCCAGGGAUCUUGUGAUCCCCACCUAUGUGGCCAAUGACAGAUCCAUGGCAGAGAUCCUGACGUUUCUCUUCUCCGUGUCUGCGGUGUUUUUGCUCGUGACCUGGAUGGUUACUGGCCGGCUGGGCACACUGAGGCGUCUGGCCGUAUGCUGGUUCGCUGUCUGUGGGUUCAUCCAUAGUGUCAUUGAGGGCUGGUUCUCUCUAUACUAUGAUGUUAUUCCAGGAGACCAAGGUUUCCUGUCACAGUUGUGGAAAGAGUACUCUAAAGGGGACAGUCGAUAUGUAAUAGCUGAUAACUUCACUGUUUGUAUGGAGACCGUGACUGCGUGGUUUUGGGGACCAUUCAGCUUUUGGGCUGUGUUUGCGUUCUUAACUAACAAGCCAUAUAGAUUUGUCUUGCAGCUCAUACUUUCACUUGGCCAGCUGUACGGAGCUGUACUGUACUUCUUUAUAGAACACAGAGAGGGCUACGCUCACAGUGAGCUGGGACAUCCUAUCUACUUCUGGUUCUACUUUGUGUUUUUGAACGCUCUGUGGAUCAUCAUACCACUAGUGCUUAUUGUGGAUGCCUGGAGACAGCUGUCAGCCACCCAGGCACAGUCAGAUGGAAGGAAGUCUCACAAGGCAAAGAAACAAGAGCGACUUCUUGAUGACCAUCAGCAGACAGAGAGAAAUUGCAGAGAUAGGAGUCAGACUGUCUUCUUCCUCACGGUCCAUAUCCAGAUCAUUGACUCUGUUGGGGGCAGAGAAACUUGCAGUACCACAGUCAUUGCCAUAUGAAGAGAUCCCCCUGUCUGGUUCAGUGGAAAUAUGUGGAUCAUCACAGAAAAAAAAGCAACAACAGGCUUUUGCAGUCAGGGUCCCCAGUCAAAAGGAAACAAAAGUGGCUAAAAAGUCUCCGGCGCCCAUCGUCAUACAGCUGUCAAAUAAACCUUCCCCAGGGACUAAAACAAGAGUCGUAUGUAGUGAACACUCCAAGGAGGAGAAGAAAGUGCCGCAGACCGUCAAAUAUCCUCAACAAGAGGUUUCACCCACUCACCUACCGAAAGCAUCACCACAAAAGAAGACGAGGGCCAAAAAGACGCCAAAAACAAACACUGACAAUUUUACCUGCACAUUGGAAGACUGCUUAUAUCAUAAAUCCAAAGAUCAGUCUGAUCAAGACAAAAGAAUGGAGGUAGUCAGACCUGCUACAGUGCAAACAGUCCACAAGUAUCGUGGUGUUAAAAAACCUGAGAUAGGCCCUGGGUCUGAGAUAAGGAUUCCGUAUAGACCCAAAGGAGGGAUGAUUUUUGAUCCAGAACUCAUGUCAUUGAGUCCUAAGGUAUAGUCCGCGACUAUGAUGUUUAGAAUGUUAUUGCAUUUAAAAUUCCAUCACCCCCCAGUUGCUUAUUCUAAUCAAAUAAAGUUAGAGUGAGAACAAACCUUUAAUGGCUUAUAAUUGCUCUGCAA
This is a messenger RNA of Corythoichthys intestinalis (scribbled pipefish), 1634 nucleotides long. It is a transcript of the gene ebp, whose product is annotated as EBP cholestenol delta-isomerase. The transcript is spliced from 6 exons. Gene Ontology annotation, cellular component: membrane; endoplasmic reticulum. Gene Ontology annotation, biological process: cholesterol biosynthetic process. NCBI's taxonomy places the organism in Eukaryota, Metazoa, Chordata, Actinopteri, Syngnathiformes, Syngnathidae. The record is from RefSeq and is a predicted model, not a curated record. Gene Ontology annotation, molecular function: steroid Delta-isomerase activity; C-8 sterol isomerase activity; cholestenol delta-isomerase activity. The coding region runs from base 150 to 962 and encodes 270 amino acids.